UGGCAUCAUGGGAAGACCGCUAAUCAUUGGCGGCAGGAGAUCCAGGUCUGGGCAGUGGCCCUGGCAGGUUUCUCUUCAAAUCGUCACGUCCACUACUCCUUGGCAUAGGUGCGGGGGCGUCUUGGUGCACGCCCGAUGGGUUCUGACGGCAGCUCAUUGCGUGGAGGGAUCGUUUUACGGUGACAUUCGUAACUGGCGUGUUGUUUUGGCAGACUAUGACCUUGACACUGUUUCUGGAAAUGAGAUUUACAGAGAUGUCGUGAGGAUUAUAAGUCAUCCUGAUUAUGUAAGGACCAGCAACUUCCCCAACGACAUAGCCCUGCUGGAACUGGACACACCUGUAGACUUGACCUCUGGGGAGGUUCAGACGGCGUGUCUUCCAGAAAAGACUUUACCGCUCGGGUCUGGGACACAGUGCUGGAUCAGUGGAUGGGGAGAAACCAGAGGUUCUGGAGGUGCUGAGAACAUGAUGAACGAAGUGCCCGUUGAUGUUGUGCCCCUCCAAGAGUGCCAGCAGAUGUGGGGCAAGGUCAGCAUCGACGUCCUUGAGACACAGGUCUGCUUAGGUUACGGCGAAACUGGUGCUUGCUAUGGUGAUUCCGGUGGUCCCCUGAUGUGCGAGGACCAGGGCCGGUUCUACGUGGCUGGAGUCAUGUCGUGGCUCAUCAACAACUGCUCGGCCACCAACUUCCCCAACGUGUUCACCAGGCUGCCCAACUACAUGGACUGGGUGUACGAGCACCUCGAUUACUUCGAGUGGUUACGAUACUUGUAAAUAUUGGAAUCUAUACAGAAUCGACACACUGAAGAAAAUCGAUUACAUUGAGGAGGAAACGACACUUACAAGCAUUCGCAACUGUAGCGAAUGAAAGAAAAGGAACUCGAUUACUUUGUGAAUCUGUGAUACUUGAAAUGUGACCCGAAAAAUCGGACUAAGAAAAAAGCAAGAGAGAAAGAUCUACAAUUAAUAGAUGUAAGGUCGACAUAGGAAGCUAUCUACCGAUACAAUAUAGUAGACAGGAAACUGAUGUACACUAACCAGAUCUACUUAAAACAAUGUUUUUUUUUGUCUUAGAUUUUUUUCUGUAACCAAAAAGUUUAGAUCCUUCCUAAUGUAUUCGACACUUGUUUUAAACAAACGAAUCAAUUCUGUAAAUAUCUUAUUGAACUAGAUGAUCACUAGAAGAAGUUAAAAGAAGUAAAAGAAAUGUAAUCUCAUGAACUAAAACUGAACAUUGUGAGAAAGAAAUGGAUCAAACUUUAAGGGCUAUGCGAAACCUUUAUAGCUAACAUCUCACUACCCUAAGAGACAUUCCAUGAUGAUUGGUACUGGUCAUAGACUUAGAAUGUCUUUAUAGAAUGAGUACAUUUUAUGCACAUGCCAUUCAGAGCGCCAACUUACGACACAGUACAGAAAUACAGCCAUCAUGAUCUUCAUUAAUAUUAUUUAUAUUAUAUUAGUCAUUUAAGUUAUUUGAGAUCAAAAGUGUGAUUUCUUUUUUUUUUUUUAUUUAAACAAUCAUUCUUCUUCCUAUCAUUCUAAUGAGGUUUCUUAGUAUAUAACUGUUAUUUUGUUUGUGUUGUCAAUUUAUAAUUAAUUGUUGUUUUUUUUUAUAAUUCUACCCUUCUUUUAUACAAGUUUAACAUUGAUAGACUAGAUUUUGUACUAAUAAGCUAGAUUUUUUAAACGUUGCUAUUUAUGUCGAUUGAGAGCAGUAUUUAUGUGUAAUAAGUGCAGUAUUUAUGUCUAUUGAGUGCAGCAUUGAUGUGUAUUGAGUACAGUAUUUAUGUCGAUUGAGUGCAUUGUUUAUGUCUAUUGAGAGCAGUGUUUAUGUAUAUUGAGCACAUUAUUUAUGUCGAUUGAGUGCAGUGUUUAUGUCUAGUGAGAGCAGUAUUGAUGUGGAUUGAGUGCAGUGUUUAUGUUUAUUGAGUGCAAUGUAUAUGUGUAUUGGGUGCAAUAUUUAUGUGUAUUGAGUGUAGUAUUUAUGUGUAUUGAGUUUGUUAUAUUGUUGUCACUUGUAAAACAGUACGAGAGUGAUUGUCAAAAUAGUUUGAUUGUAAUAAAUGGCACUUCCUUUAUAACAUCACUUAGCAGCUUGAAACUUGAAUGCAAGCGUUGUUGAUAUUGUAAAUAAUUUAACGUAGUGUGUACAACAUUAGCAAAACAUUCAACUAUAAGAUUAUUGGUUCAAGAGUCUUGUUAUUAAGAUAAUAGAUUCUAAUAAUUGUAAUCAUGUAUUCACUUCUAUUCUUUUUUCGUUUGCAAGUACAUUCGAAUCUGUCAAAUCGGAUUGAAUCCUUGAGUUCCCUUAACAAAUCCUCUUAUACUAUACUGUUUAAUCCGCUUUAUGGGACCACCCGGUUAAAAGGACACAAGCGAUUGUGACCUAAUGUGGUCCAAAUAAACGGAAUCGUUUGUAUUACAGUAGGGGAUUUAAGGUUACUGUGUUGCCUUAAACAAAUUAAGAACAGAUUUCAGACUGUCUUUACAUGUCAUGCGCAGUGACCCAAUGUGUAUUCAUACUUACAGUAUGCCUUAACACUUAUAUUCAUAUCAUUUUAACUAUAAUUCCAUUUUCAUAAGAUUUGAAAGGUUUAAGUUUCUAAGCUUUGCCUGUGUUUUUUUUUUAAAUCUCAUCUUUGUAGUAAAAUAAAUGUCUGUGUUUUUUUUUCUAACUCAUCUUGGUCGUAAAACUCACCCGGUGAAACCUGAUGUUAAUUCAUUGCUGGAGUUUUACACGAACACGACGGAAUACUGUAUAUAAUGUUGACGCUUUGACACUACGUUUAUAUUACUGUACAUUAGAUUACACAUUGUUACUCAUCUUAUGUUAAACCAUGUGAUAUUUUGAUUCGUUACGUCUGCUAAUCAUAACUGUGAGUUAUCAAGUACUUUGUACUUGUGUGAUAAGCUAAAUGAAAAAAAAAUGUUAAUUCAAGAACGUCUGGAGUUUGACUGUGGUGGAAUAUUUGUACAAUGAUUGUUUUUAUUAUACUGAUACUUAUUAGCACGCUCACAGAAGUAAAUUGGACUAUACUGACUUGUUCAGUGGGUUAAGUUAUUUUAAUGAAAAAGGAUUAAAAAAACAUUUCUUUUCACAGUAUAAAUGUUAAAUAUGUCUUUUUAGUCAAAAUUACCUAAUUUUCUUACCAAACAAAACACGAGCUCUUUUUAAAUAUUUAAAUUAUUAAAACAAUUAAAAUUCGCUGUUGCAUUAACACUUAGAUACACAGAAAGGUUGAAAUAAUGUAUUAGAAAAUUGAAAAGAAAACUAGUUUGUAAUGAAGAGAGAGAGAGAGAGAGAAAGAGAGAGAGAGAAAGAGAGAGAGAGAGGGAAAGAGAGAGAAAGAAAGAGAGAGAAAGAGAGAGAGAGAAGGGAAAGAGAGAGAAAGAGAAAGAGCGAAAGGGUGCAAGAUAAUCCGUGUUAGUUACUCUAAAAAAAAUGUAAAUAUUUUAAUGUUAUCUUAAUGUUGGUCAAUUGUACAUAUUUCUUUUUGUGGUAAUUAUAAAGAUACUUUUUUUUUUUUUUUUACAAAUUAUUCAUUUAUCAUUAAGUUUUUUUUGUCUUCCGUCUGAGUGGUGAAGACUUCAAAUUCACAUUUCUGAUUUAAAAAGCAACACCAGCCGUUUGCAUUUCAUAUUUAGAAUGCAUAGUACUGUACAAGCUUUUUACCAUCUGAUAACUUACUUUGAUGACUCACUUUGAUUGACUCACUUUGAAGACUCACUUUGAUGACCCACUUUGAUGACUCACUUUGAUGAUUCACUUUAAUGACCCACUUUGAUGACUCACUUUGAUAACUCACUUUGAUAAUUCACUUUGAUAACUAAUUUUGUAUGUACAUUAGAAUUAGCAAAUUUUUUUUUACUUUUUAAAUGUGAAUACAUUUUGUAACAAUUUGUACCUAACUUUGUAAGUAUCUUUGAAUUUUGUUACAUUUUAUACUGCUUUCUGAAUGUAUAUUUCAAUUAAUUCUCUACGCUAUGUAUGUAACAUUGUUAUACAUUAGAAUUUGUUAAAUAUUUGCUUUUUUUUUACUGAACUUCAUAACUGAGCUUGAAUAUUUUUUUUGAGCUCUUGUACUUUAAAUUACAUUUGAAUGUAUAACACAUGAAUUAUGAACUGAAUAACUUGUUUGUACUGAACUUUUUUUACGAAACUGAACAUUUGUACUUAUUUGUACGUACCAUAGAUUUACACAGUUUGUACUUAUCUAUGGCAA
Messenger RNA from Biomphalaria glabrata, 4224 nucleotides. RefSeq names its product elastase-1-like. Gene Ontology annotation, biological process: proteolysis. The coding region runs from base 8 to 775 and encodes 255 amino acids. Gene Ontology annotation, molecular function: serine-type endopeptidase activity. The transcript is spliced from 5 exons. The record is from RefSeq and is a predicted model, not a curated record. Lineage: Eukaryota; Metazoa; Mollusca; Gastropoda; Planorbidae.